UGAGCUUCUGGGGAUUAUGCCUUUUGAUGCCUCUGAAUGUAACCUAGAUUUUGUUUGUUAAUGAUGAUUUGAAAACAUUGAAACGAGUUGGGUGUGUUGGGUUCGAAACGUUUAAAAGAAAGAAAAUGCUGUUUUGCCUGAUUGUUCAGGUGGGUUUGUUUUGAAGGCUCUCAUAAGCUCUGAUCUUGCUGCACAAUGGAGUCGUGGAACUAUGGUUCUCAAGGGAAGGGAUUUUUGUCUGAUGAGAUGAAUUCAUCUACUAAUUCACUCCUGAAAAGUAAAUAUUCUUUGUUGGGUUGGGAAUUCAAGAUCCCAUGUAGUUUUGGGGACAACAUACUUCUUUCAGGUGGUGCUCAGCAUGUGGAGAACCAGAGCUUUGGGGAACUAGAAUUUCCCUUAAUGGUUGGGAAACAAUUACCUGAUGAUUCUUUCAGUGAUGUCCUGAAUACCAAAAUUGAUGGAGGGAGAAGCUUGAAUCUUGUUUUGCCCACCUCUCAUCCACUUCCUGGAGAAGAGGAGUCCACUUCAAAGCUUUCUGGUUCCAUUGUUGACUCUAACAAUCGAGAUUCAUCUCUUAUUGAUUUGAAGUUGGGCAGAUUUAUUGAUACAGGGGAUGCUCACACUUUCAAGUACUCCAAGAGAGCUGCAAUUUCAUCUUCCACUGAGUCAUCAACUUCUUAUAAGAAAAUGAGAUCUCAAGGGGUGAAUUUCCUGACUCCGUUUUGCCAAGUUUAUGGGUGUAACAAGGAUCUCAGCUCCUCUAAAGACUACCACAAGAGGCAUAAGGUUUGUGAGGUUCAUUCAAAGACUUCCAAAGUUAUUGUGAAUGGCAUAGAACAGAGGUUUUGUCAGCAAUGUAGCAGGUUUCAUUUGCUUUCUGAAUUUGAUGAUGGUAAACGCAGCUGUCGUAAACGGCUUGCAGGCCACAAUGAACGCAGAAGAAAGCCUCAAGUCAGUUUUCACUCAGGAAGGGCACAGAGGUUGCUUCAGCCAUAUAAUGGUAAUGGAGACGGAAGAUUUCAGGAGAAAGCAUUGGCUGCAACUUCAUUUAUCUGCAAAGAUAUACUGUCUAGUGGUGUUUAUUAUCCAGAGAAGCUUGGAAAAAAUGAUUGGUGUAAGCGUAUAAAAGUGGAGGGCAAGAAUGAUUACAAUUCUAUGUGUGCAACUUCAGUGGGGGACAGGCUUCUGAAUAUGAAAUCUCCCUUGCUUCCCUAUGAUGUUGAAGUACAGAUACCUUGUUUUCAAGGAAAUGGAAGUAAUGCAGCAGCUACAGAAAACAUGUCAUGCGACACAAGUUGCCAAUAUUCUCAUAACGUGGGAGGCCUCCAUAUGGACACACACCCAUUGUUCCACCACACUAACCUAUCAAGCGAAAACUUUGGAGUUUAUGAUGCAGCAUCAACCAUCCAAGGAGUUUCUGGAAAUCCGGAUUAUGGGUGUGCUCUCUCUCUUCUGUCAUCACAUUCACAAAAUGCAUCGACUCAUCCAUCCAUAGUUCACGUGCCUCGUGCUUUCACCAUGUCCGAGAGUAGAUCGAAUUACAGCAUGAGUGAACUCUCUGAAAAGCUCAUGGGAGUGAGCUCACAGGCUUCUUCAACUGGGAUUUCAAGCAAGUUUGCCUCCGGCAUGAGUGAAGCUCAAAUGUUUCCCAUAAUGACAGGUGAAAGCAGUGAUCGUAGUGUCACCUUUCAGAUCACUGAUGGGGUUCUUCAUAGAUCAGGUUUGGGUAAUGCCAAGGCUAAUGUUGCCUAUGAACACACUCCAACUAUGGACUUGCUACAACUUUCAUCACAGCUCCAUCGAGUGGAACAUCAAAGGCACUCCAUGCAGGACUCUGUGUAGGAGACUUCAUGAAGGCUGUGGAGGAGUAGAACCCAUCAAUCCUAUGUCAAUGGUACAUUUUGUUAGUCGAGGAGAGAACAAACUGUCGUAUAAUCUUCCUGUCUCGUACCUCUAACCUUGUUUUCUUUCCUAGUUCGAUUGUUUCUAUAAUACCAAUGCUUUCAUCUUGGGACUAACUACUCGAAUCCCAAAAAAAUCGUCGUAAAAUUAGUUCGUACAUGAGAUGCUACAUUUGUGCUAUUUAGAUGUCUCAUUGCAUG
Messenger RNA from Cucurbita maxima (winter squash), 2102 nucleotides. RefSeq names its product squamosa promoter-binding-like protein 6. Bases 196 to 1842 code for a protein of 548 amino acids. Lineage: Eukaryota; Viridiplantae; Streptophyta; Magnoliopsida; Cucurbitales; Cucurbitaceae. The transcript has 4 exons. The record is from RefSeq and is a predicted model, not a curated record. Gene Ontology annotation, cellular component: nucleus. Gene Ontology annotation, molecular function: DNA binding.